UUUCUGGCAUUUCCUAGAGGAGGCAGACAGAAAAUGACAGCGAGAUUAUUAAGCGUGGGCCUCACUGUGCUCUUUCUGAGCUCCUGCGUGCCCCUGGGGGCAGCUCGAAUUUCUUGCAGAAAUGAAGAUGGUGACGCUGUAGAUUGGUUUGUUUUUUACAAAUUACCCCAGAAUAGAAAACAGAAAAGCGAACGGAGUGGGUUAGAGUACAUGUACCUGGAUGCUGCCACUAGAAGGUGGCAGAGGAGCGAGAGUCUAGUCAAUAUGACCCAGAGCGUCUUAGGAAGAACAUUACAGCAGCUUUAUGAAGCGUGGGAAGCCAAGAACAAUAGCACUGCCCACCUGAUAUAUAAUGACAAUGGCCCUCGCUCCGUGGAAUACAGCUGGAAGCAAGGGCAUACAAAAGGUUUCUUGCUUUGGGAUAAAUCACAAGGAUUCUGGCUGAUUCACACAAUUCCCGGCUUUCCUCCUUUCCCUGAAGAAGGCUAUAGCUAUCCAUCUACUGGGAAAAAAUAUGGACAAAUUGGUAUCUGCAUAACUUACAACUACAGCCAAUUUGUGGAAAUAGAUUCCCAGCUAUUAAGCUGCACUCCAAAUGUCUAUAGCUGCUCCAUCCCUGCCAUCUUUCACCCUGAGCUCACCUAUCUGCCCAAAAUGUGCGCCGGCUCCCCACUCCUCAGGAUUCCUCGCCGGCGCCUCUCCAGACUUGAGUCCAUCCGAGGCCAAAACUUCCUCCACUUUGCAAAAUCACCUUACUUGAUUGAUGAUAUCUAUGUGGCUUGGAUGGCUCAACAGUUGCAGACUAAUUUGCUUGUAGAAACUUGGCAACCUAAGCUUCCAUCAAACUGUUCUCUUUCAUACCAUGUCUAUAACAUCAAAGAAAUUAGAAUCCCAGGACAGUCUACUUUUAGCUCCCACUAUGAUCAUGCCAAAUGGUGUAUUUCCCAAAGAUACUACGAGAAACACUGGACAUGCAUUGGAGACCUGAACCGCAGCCCAUUCCAGACUCGGAGAGGAGGAGGAUUCAUCUGCACUCAAAAUAAGUACAUCUAUCUUGCAUUUAGAGGUUUGAUUCUGCACUACCAGAAUUGCAAUCAGUCUUAA
This is a messenger RNA of Vombatus ursinus (common wombat), 1104 nucleotides long. RefSeq names its product deoxyribonuclease 2 beta (gene DNASE2B). Gene Ontology annotation, biological process: apoptotic DNA fragmentation. The record is from RefSeq and is a predicted model, not a curated record. The coding region runs from base 34 to 1104 and encodes 356 amino acids. Gene Ontology annotation, molecular function: deoxyribonuclease II activity. Lineage: Eukaryota; Metazoa; Chordata; Mammalia; Diprotodontia; Vombatidae. The transcript has 6 exons.